Messenger RNA from Amoebophrya sp. A25, 4916 nucleotides. NCBI's taxonomy places the organism in Eukaryota, Dinophyceae, Syndiniales, Amoebophryaceae. The record is from the annotation of a GenBank genome assembly.
AGUACAUCGACCUACGACUUCAAUAAUGUCUCUUGAACGAUGCUGGAUUAAAAGAUAUCAUGAAGAAAUCAACAUGAACAUGAACAUUGCCUUGCCUUUCAUAGUAACAGCUGCAACUUGGGACGCAAUUUCUGCACUGUGCUUCAACAUAUUCUACAGGCAAGCACUAUUUAUUAAAAAUUACUUCUGAACAACAAGAAAAUGGGUGAAAUCGUACGACACCUAGUGAUUCUGCAGCAUGGGAUUCAAGGGUGUGUUGGAGAUUUCAAAAAUCUUCUCACCACCUUUGAGGCAUGGGCUGCACCGGAAAAGCGACAGGAACUGAUAAAAGGCAAGGAAAAGGUGGAUGGAACAGGAAGGGGAACACCACUUCUCAGCGACACAUUUAGACUCAGCAAAGACGAGGAGAGCAGCAAGGCUGCUGCAAGACAGGAAAGCUCUUCCGAAGGAGAGGACGACUCUGACUCUUUGUCGUCCACUUCCAAGGCCUACAAGAACGUGGAAACCGUUUUUUACGCUGCAAAAAGUCUAGACCGCUGGUUUGGUACAAAUGAUGGGUAUGGAUGAACAUGCUUUUUCUCCCAUUUUUUUAGCAGACCAUCGACUCCCAUGAUUUAGCAGACUAUCUCGACUAUUUAGUAUACUUUUUUUUGCAGAGUGACUAUCUAGGCUGGUGCACCUUUUCAAUCCCCAUAGGAUCAAUCCACCCCUUAGCAGGACUGUGAAAGUAGGUUAGGUAGUCUGCCCCUUUGUUUUCUCCUUAGCAGAACGGUAAAAGUAGGUAUCUUCUUUAGGUUAAUGGGGAGCCGUGAUGGUAGGCUUCUAGAGGGGAGAAAGAACAUCAUCCAUACUGGUGUUGCAAAUGGAGCGCGUUUGGUGGCUAAAGAAAUCAUUGAAAUCCUCGAAAAAAGCAUCCAGGAGAAACGGCCUGUGCGAUACCUGUCUGUUAUAUUAAGAAAUAGGAGGAGUAAAAAAGGAAGUAGUACCUGCAAAGACAGAAGUCAUCUAAUUAAACGGUAUACCACACCCCACGAAUGGGCACACUACUACUACUACUGUAUUUGUAGUCGAUGGAGGAGGAAAGAAAUAUUUAUAGGAUCUUAUUUUCGUGUUCGAUCAGCAUAUUAGUACUAGUCGUAUUAAAUCACAACUAAAACGGAUGAUAUUUUUACAAGAACAGAUGAUCAUGAUGUAGAUGACGCAUCAUGAUACAAAAUAAAUAAUGAAAACCUGGUGCUAUCUACUGCUUCUAUCGAAAAGAGGAGCAGCCAUGGUCAGUUGUCGUCUCGGCUCAUAUGCGUUCUUUUGGUCUUCUAACUAUAGGUCACAGCCUAGGCGGCAUCUACCUGCGAUAUGUUUUGAAGCUUCUGCAAGAUAGAGAUUGGUUGAUCGUCACGCGUGGUGGAGGCAAAGAAACUGCUUCUACAGGAUUUUAAGACUGAAAAGGACCUGCCUCCACGUGAUGAAUCCCGAGAAAAUACUGAAGAGUUAACCCGGCGUUCCAGAUUCUCGCGCUGUGGUACUGAGGCAAGUACUAGUACUGGCUCGAGUUGUAUUUUCUUUUUCACGGGAUUACUUCACAGGGCAGGUGGACAGAUCGUUAUGGCUAGUUCUAAGCACCAUUAAAAGCCUCUACAUCUACAUCAAGUAAUGGUCAGAAUUUGCCAUCAGUCGAGGCCUUCUGCUCUCCUCCACGAGACGACGAUGAUCAACGUUUGAGUAGGACUUUAUGAAGGGGUCGUAGACGUAGAAUGGUAGAGAACCCGAAGAACGUAAUCUGAGCGUGGUGAAUCUCCUCAUCAUAUUAGUGCAACAAGUCUUGAUGUAUUAUCUUUUCUUCAGUAUAGGUGCCACGCAGUGAAGUUUUCACAGGCCAGGCAUCCAAAACCUAACCUUCUUCAGGAACACACAGUAUGACCAUGACGAUGAAAAACAUUGAACAUUUUCUACCACUACAGCGAAGUCAACAGUUCCCACGAAGAUGCACAGCUACAAUCUAGAACGACCCGUUCUAAAAACUUCCAACAGCACCCACAAAGAUGUACAACUACACUCUAGAACGACUUGUUCUAAAAACUCAUAUCCUAGGUUUAUCCCACCAAGCAAACUACUUCUAAAAACUUCAUCUUCUCAGAAGAUCGAGCUUCGGACAUUUAUGACCCUGGCCUCACCACAUUUGGGCAUUAGGAGACCGAUGACAGCAGGUAGAGGGCCGGACGGACUCUUCAACCGCGUUUUUAUGUAUGUCGCCACGUCAUUGACAAUUACGAGCAGCAGUCAAUCUCUAUCUAGAACUCUAGCUACUAGAAGUGCUGAAUAUACAUGCUGAGUGGAUUCCCUUUAGAUGAACUCAUGUAGCUGAAUGGAUUUGUCCCUUCAGAACUUCUCAAAGAGACCACCGCAAGCGGUUUAGAAGACAAGGGGACUGUGUCCCUAACCAAGAAAAGCUCUUUCUUAACCAAGAAAGAAAUGAAUCCACUCAAGAACGAGGGAUACGGAUAGUGAUUGGCUAGCGUUAAGACGAAAUCCGUUCAAGAUCUCUGCCUAGCAGGCGACGUUGACUGCGACUCUAUUAGUUGUAAUUCGGAAGACACAGAUAGGGAUAGCACUUCUCUUAACACUGUCACUGGAAGAGAUGGUGUUGUAGCAGGUGCAGCAAGUGGAGCAUCUUCUUAGGGCCGAAUCCUCACCUUUCAGGAAUAAUUCAUUCGACAUCUCCCACUUCGACAGAAUCCAAUUCUUAUUCAACGAUAUUGCUCGUCCUUCUCCGUCUCCAUGUCUACUGGCCGCGUCGUGGUCGUGGAACUCAGACUCGCACGACGACGACUACUUCUUAUUGAUGUUUUCGUCUUCGACUAGUUCUAGUAGAGUCUUUCUAAUUCCUAGAAGCUCUAGUACUAGAGUAAAUUUCUAAUUCUCGAGCAGAUCAAGCGCAGAAGGUCUUCCUCAAACUGCAAAUAAAGAGCAACAGGAUCUUAACAAGAGAAAGAAAGAAGGACCAUUGUUGCACCAGAUGGCAACACGAAGUGCAUUUUUACGCCCAUUACGUGCCUUUCGACGGAGAGUGCUCUACGCCAAUGUCUUUCAUGACCACUUAGUCCCCUACUGCACCGCAAGUAUACGACCAGCGAAUCCCUAUCGGCGGAGUAGAAGUACUGCAGAACAAAGAGCUACUUUUCGACAACGAGAAGGAGCAAAUAUUAAAGGACGCGUAGCUAGUAGUACUAGAAAAAAUGAUGAGGAUGAGGAUGUUCUUGACGAUGAAGAUGAUAAUGGAGAAGAUGUUGAACAAGAAGAUGUUCUUGGUGGAGUGGUCUCUCAUGAAAGAGAAACUUCCUGUAAAUGGGUGUACAAACAACCUCGACCAAGACCUGCCCUCGUAGACCAAGACCUGUACGCUUUUGCGAGACACGACUCUCGAAAAAGAGAACUACGGGAAAUGCUGGUUUCUCUGAACUCACUAGAUUAAGGCUCAAUACAAUUCAUUUUUGCGUGCAAUGAAUUUAUUCUCCCUGUUAGUUUUCUUCAUAGGACUGGGCAGAAUGCAGACGAAAAAUGGAAAUGAAUUGUUUUGAGCUCCUCCAAGUAGAGUGGGAGCGUGUGGAUGUGAAUUUAUCCUCCGUUGCUGCUCAUUGGCUCAUCUGCGGCCAGAUCAAACGGCUGUCACUCAUAUGAAAAGAGACAUUAUACUCAUACUCGUGACCUUAAGUAAAUUUCCGAACAAGUUCCGAUGAAAUGUACUUACGUACAGCAUCAUGAACCUCAUGGUAAAGACUUUCAUCAGAAUUUACGGAGUCGAAGUACUUCUCGGCAGGUGGGGGCAUUCUACUCGAAAACUGAAAAUAACCGAGUAAGUGACUGAAAUAAGGGAGGUAAGUAGGUUUCACAGGGCUACUCUUCCUUGUUCAGGCUUAUAACUGUGCUUAUUUCAAGUAGUUACUCGGUUAUUUCAGUUUUUCGAAUACGUGGAUGAUUUGUGAGUAUGAGUAAAUGGUUUUCCUUCCCUGCUUCAUGAAAUUUGGACCACAUCGCCGAAAAUUUGAUUAAAGGAGAUCCACUACUCCUCACUGCAGGACGCAAAUACAAAGUCUGGUGGUCAUGACGAGGAGCAGUAGCUGUUGAAGAGGAGAUACAGCAAAUAGAGGACCACAGGUUACUAGUUGUGAUGUAGUGUAGAAGUUAUUGCCAACCUAUGCAUACUUCUAGAAGGGGAUUACACUGGCGACGACGCGUCAAGACUGUAGAAGGAAGUGUACGACAUUCCGAAGUAGCACCACUUGCUUUAGACAUAAAUUAUGACAAUCAAUCGCCAUGAAGCAAGCUGCUUUAGACAUAAAUUAAUAUGACAAUCAAUCGCCAUGAAGCAGCUCGUGCUCCUGGUGGUGUGAUGAAUGUCCAUGCUAUUAGGUAUUUUCAAAGCAACAAGUCUUCCGACAGACGUGCCCCGUCUACGAGGACAGAAUAAUUGUAGUUGAUAUCUUGCUGGAGCUGGUGCGAAAUCACGACACUAGUCUUAAUUCAUACAUUUACAUACUGUCCAUUUGUGUCGGAAUCAGAUCGUCGUAAUCAGGGGCGAGGAAGAGAGAGGAAGGGAAAGGGAAAAGAAGGAAAAGCGUCGCGCAUACGAAUCAACUCGUUCACUUUCUUGAAACUUUAGCUUUACUUGCACAAGCUCCACCCAGGAGUCUAACAGCGUCAGUAGCGUAGUCCAAUCAUAAUCUUCAUGUGCAUGAGUCUAGUCGUUUCAUCAUCCGUCACCAGACUCAUUCAAUCACUCAUCUUCAUCAACCACAUCAAUCAUCCACGUGAAACUGCACUAGAUUCCUUAUUUGACUGCAUGAAGGACCAUGUAUUUUCGCUCGGAUGGAGCCUAUCUACAUUGUUUACUAUCUAAAUUAUACCACUGAUUGAAUUUG